Molecule: messenger RNA, 1260 nt
Organism: Topomyia yanbarensis
Lineage: Eukaryota; Metazoa; Arthropoda; Insecta; Diptera; Culicidae
Exons: 1
Coding region: 1-1260 (419 amino acids)
Source: RefSeq, a predicted model, not a curated record
AUGGUCUGGAUACCAGAAAACGACAUCUUCGUAUUCGACGGACUUUUUAAGGAAGAGAUCCAGUCAUUGCUCGAUGGAAAUGUUACUCCUACGAAACGUCAGGUGCUGCGGGUCGUCAUGAGCAUUUUCGAUCCACUUGGAUUGGUGGCACCUUUCGUAGUUCACGGAAAAAUACUUGUCCAAAAUAUUUGGCGGUCAGGUAUUUCCUGGGAUGAUCGCAUUCCUGACGAAUUACUUGCUCACUGGCAGCGCUGGACCCUACUCCUGCAACAACUUAAGGAAAUAUCUAUUUCUCGGUGCUAUUUUCCCGGCUAUGAUCCACGAAGCUAUGACGACAUCGAACUUCACACGUUUGUGGAUGCCAGUGAAGAUGCUUAUGCUUGUGUAUCCUACUUUAGAAUGGUAGAUCGAGGGGAAAUUCGCUGUUCCCUCGUUGCUGCCAAGACGAAAGUGGCUCCUUUGAAACCAUUGUCCAUCCCAAAACUGGAGCUUCAAGCAGCCGUCAUAGGAGCUCGAAUGACGAAGAAUAUUGUGGAAAAUCACACUAUAAAAGUAAAACGGCAGGUGAUGUGGACCGAUUCCAGCACGGUAUUGUCUUGGCUACGGUCGGACGUGCGGAAAUAUCGUCAAUACGUGGCGUUUAGAGUUUCGGAAAUUUUGGAUCAUACUUCCGUGGAUGAAUGGCGCUGGGUUUCAUCAAAAUGGAAUGUCGCUGACGAUGCCACGAAAUGGGGCAAGGGCCCUAGAAUCGAUAGUAACAGUCGUUGGUUCAAAGCUCCAGAGUUCAUAAACCGCCUUUCGGAAUUCUGGCCAGACCAUGUUUUUCCUCCUGCUGGUACAACUGAAGAACUCCGUCCAGUACACGCUCAUCGAGGAAUCCGUAUGCAGCAGCUAUUGAAUUUCGGAAGAUUUUCCAAAUGGGAACGAUUGGUUCGUGCGGUUGCUUACGUGUACAGAUUCAUCAAUAUUCUUCAGCGUAGAGUGCAUGGCAAAUCAUCCGAAACAUCGAAGUGGUUGAGCAGGGAGGAAAUACUAACAGCAGAGAGAACAAUCUGGAAGCAAAUACAGUUCGAGGAGUAUGCCGACGAGAUUCUCGUCAUUAGUAUGAAUCAGAAGCUACCCUUGGAGAAGCGUGAACGUUUGGAUUCGAACAGUAAACUCAUCAAACUUUCACCGUUCUUGGACGAUCGCGGAGUUUUACGUAUGGAAACUAGGAUGGCAACCCGAUCAGAAAGAAAUAACAAAAUUAUUACAGACUGA